Molecule: messenger RNA, 489 nt
Organism: Necator americanus (New World hookworm)
Lineage: Eukaryota; Metazoa; Nematoda; Chromadorea; Rhabditida; Ancylostomatidae
Exons: 4
Coding region: 1-489 (162 amino acids)
Source: RefSeq, a predicted model, not a curated record
AUGACUCACCGCUAUUGUACGAGACACAUGGUGUUUUAUCGGAGGAUUCCACGAAAUGUCACACUAUUGUCGGUGGCUUGUUGCGUGACAUACGCGGAGCCCUGUUUAGGCGAGAUGGGACGAGAGAAAGACGUAUCAACAAGGCUGAUCAGACCCACCAUACCCGAAUUUGACACUUCACGACUUCUUCUUUUUGUUGAACGAUGGGACCCUAACUGGGAACAUGAUGCGUCGAUUAAGAUUUUCGACGAAGGGAUUGCACAGUAUAUGUUGGCUGAUAUCGAGUCGCACUACAAAUACAUGGCAGCACUGAUUCUGUCAAAGCCAAGUCUUCGAUGUCGGCUAGUGGAAGAGGAACCGGAUGAUAUUCUGGAUGCAGAAGGGAACAGGAUCACGCUGACAAAACCAGCCAACCUUUCGAACGAUGAAAUUAAGAAGAUCGAAUACAUGAAGCAAAUUCUACACAAACGAGGAUAUCGGUUUGAAUGA